AUGUCUGUUUUUGACGGAGCUAUCGGAAUUGACUUGGGUACCACCUACAGUUGCGUUGGUGUCUAUAUGGGCGACAAUGUUGAAAUUAUUCCAAACGAUCAAGGUAACAGAACAACACCAUCUUAUGUUGCUUUCACUGAAGAGGAACGUUUGAUUGGUGAUGCUGCCAAGAACCAAGUUGCCAUGAAUCCACACAAUACAGUCUUUGAUGCCAAGCGUUUGAUUGGUAGAAAAUUCAGUGAUCCUAGCGUUCAAGCUGAUAUGAAGCACUGGCCUUUCAAGGUGAUUACUAAGGGAGAUGAUAAACCAUACAUCCAAGUCGAAUACAAGGGUGAAACACACACUUUUACACCAGAACAAAUUUCAUCCAUGGUCCUCACAAAGAUGAGAGAUAUUGCCGAACAAUAUUUGGGAAAGCAAGUCAAGAAGGCUGUCGUUACUGUUCCUGCUUACUUUAACGACUCUCAAAGACAAGCCACAAAGGAUGCCGGUACUAUUGCUGGUUUGGAUGUUUUGCGUAUUAUUAACGAACCAACUGCUGCUGCUAUUGCCUAUGGUUUGAACAAGAAGGGUGAACGUAAUGUUCUCAUUUUCGAUUUGGGUGGUGGUACUUUUGAUGUUUCCAUUUUGAACAUUGAAGAUGGUGUUUUCGAAGUCAAGGCUACUGCUGGUGAUACUCACUUGGGUGGUGAAGACUUUGACAACCGAAUGGUUGACUUCUGUUGUCAAGAAUUCAAGAGAAAGCACAAGAAGGAUUUGACUGAAAAUCCAAGAGCUUUGAGAAGAUUGAGAACUGCUUGUGAAAGAGCAAAGAGAAACUUGUCUUCUGCUGCCAACGCAACCAUUUCUGUCGAUUCUAUUAUGGAUGGUACUGAUUUGGAUAUUACCAUGACUCGUGCCAAAUUCGAGCAAUUGAACAUGGAUAUGUUCAGAAAUUGUUUCGAACCAGUCAAGAAGGUUUUGCAAGAUUCUGGAUUGGAUAAGUCACAAAUUGAUGAUGUUGUCUUGGUCGGUGGUUCUACUCGUAUUCCAAAGGUUCAAGAAAUGCUCAAGGACUUCUUCAACGGAAAGGAAUUGUGCAAGUCUAUCAACCCUGAUGAAGCUGUUGCUUAUGGUGCUGCUGUUCAAGCUGGUGUUUUGACUGGUAAGGAGACUAGAGUCUUGUUGAUUGACGUUACUCCUCUCUCGCUCGGUAUUGAAACUGCUGGAGGUGUCAUGACCAAGUUGAUUGAAAGAAACACUACCAUUCCUUGCAAGAAGUCACAAACCUUCACAACCUAUGCUGAUAACCAAACUGCUGUCACCAUUCAAGUAUACGAAGGUGAGAGAACCAUGACCAAGGACAAUCACUUGUUGGGUAAAUUCAACUUGGAGGGUAUUCCACCUGCACCAAGAGGAGUUCCAAAGAUUGAAGUCACCUUUGAAAUUGACGCCAACGGUAUCAUGAAGGUUUCUGCUAAGGAUGAAUCCUCUGGUAAGACUGAAAAUAUCACCAUCACCAACGACAAGGGUAGAUUGAGCAAGGAAGAAAUUGAGGAAAUGUUGAAGCAAGCUGAACAAAUGAAGUCUCAAGAUGACGAAUUGAGAAAGAAGGUUGAAGCAAAGAACCACUUGGAAUCCUAUGCUUACCAAAUGAAGUCCACUGUUGAGGAUCCAAACCUUGCUGGUAAGAUUUCUGAUGCUGACAAGAACACCAUCAAGAAGGCAUGCGAGGAAGCUAUUGCUUACAUUGACAACAAUCCAUCUGCCUCUAAGGAAGACUUGGAGAACAAGCAAAAGGAAUUGGAAGGAAAGUGUGCUCCAAUAAUAACCAAGUUGUAUCAAGGAGCUGGUGGUGCUGGUGCAGGUGCUGGUGGAUUCCCAGGUGCAGGUGCUGGUGGAUUCCCAGGUGCAGGAGGUUUCCAAGGCGCUGGAGCAGGUGCUGGUGGUGAAUCAUCCACAGGAGGUGCUCAACCAAAAUUCGAAGAUGUUGAUGUUGAUUAA
This is a messenger RNA of Naegleria fowleri, 1983 nucleotides long. RefSeq lists its product as uncharacterized. Gene Ontology annotation, biological process: protein refolding; cellular response to unfolded protein. Gene Ontology annotation, cellular component: cytoplasm. Gene Ontology annotation, molecular function: ATP hydrolysis activity; ATP binding; heat shock protein binding. The transcript has 2 exons. NCBI's taxonomy places the organism in Eukaryota, Heterolobosea, Eutetramitea, Acrasida, Naegleriidae. Bases 1 to 1983 code for a protein of 660 amino acids. The record is from RefSeq and is a predicted model, not a curated record.